AUGUCCUCCCACUUGAUCGCAACGGAGCUAUAUCCUGCAUUUGGAGUCAAAGCUAUUCUGUAUCCUGGUGCCAUUGCCAAAGCAUAUAUCAAGAACAAAACCUUCCCCAGCUAUAGUAAAUUGUCACAGCUAUAUAACUUGACCAAUUUGAGGAAAACCCCAGCAUCAACUGAUCUCCAGCACCUGGAGAUUCUGGCAGGAAGCUACUUAACAGUGGGAGGAGCCGUAUUAGGUCUCAUAAGACCGGGUAGAAUGAGCCUCUUUGGAACACUACUUAUCUUAUGGGGCUUUGUGAGAGAAGUACUCAUCCUGAAAAAAUCUGCUAAUAUGAAUUCCGCAAGAAGUAUUCAUAUCUACCCAGUAACAAUGUCCAUUGCUGUGCUUUGUUCUUUCUUGAAUAUAAGAAAGGAUGUUAGAAAGCUAAUACGUUGUUGCAGAUCAACUCGGCGAAGUGGAAAGUCUCUGCGGUUUAAAGCAAAAAUUAUGUGA
Dovyalis caffra is the source of this 489-nucleotide messenger RNA. Lineage: Eukaryota; Viridiplantae; Streptophyta; Magnoliopsida; Malpighiales; Salicaceae. The record is from the annotation of a GenBank genome assembly.